This is a messenger RNA of Eucalyptus grandis, 1559 nucleotides long. RefSeq names its product O-glucosyltransferase rumi homolog. The record is from RefSeq and is a predicted model, not a curated record. The transcript is spliced from 5 exons. Lineage: Eukaryota; Viridiplantae; Streptophyta; Magnoliopsida; Myrtales; Myrtaceae. Bases 53 to 1306 code for a protein of 417 amino acids.
ACUGAAUUGCAGCUCCGAAAACCAGACCCAAACCUGCCCAACAAACUAUCCGAUGUCGUUUUUGCCACAAGACCCAUCAACCGAACCCGAUUGCCCAGAUUAUUUCCGGUGGAUCCACGAAGAUCUGCGUCCGUGGAAGGACUCAGGAAUCACGAGGGACAUGGUGGAGAGGGCGAAACGGACCGCCCAUUUUCGCCUAGUGAUCAUCAAAGGCAAAGCUUAUGUGGAGAAGUAUAGGAAGUCAAUACAAACUAGGGACAAGUUCACCAUAUGGGGUAUUUUGCAAUUGCUGAGGAGGUAUCCUGGUCGAAUACCCGAUUUGGAGCUUAUGUUCGACUGCAACGACCGGCCGGUGAUCCAGUCACGGCACUACCGGGGGCAGAAUGGGACGAGCCCGCCACCGUUGUUCCGGUAUUGCGGGGAUCGAUGGACGAUGGACAUAGUCUUCCCGGAUUGGUCCUUCUGGGGUUGGGCUGAGAUCAAUAUAAAGCCAUGGGAGAGGGUGCAGAUGGAGCUGAAACAAGGGAAUGAGAGGAAGAAAUGGAUAGAAAGAGAACCGCACGCAUAUUGGAAAGGGAACCCCUUUGUGGCUGAAACCAGAAGAGACCUCCUCAAGUGCAACGUUUCUGAGACCCAAGAUUGGAAUGCUCGCUUGUUCAUCCAGGAUUGGAUCCUUGAAUCACAACAAGGAUUCAAGAACUCAGACCUAGCAAGCCAAUGCACACACAGAUUCAAGAUCUACAUAGAAGGGCAUGCGUGGUCGGUCAGCGAGAAGUACAUCCUGUCCUGUGAUUCCACGACUCUAUUGGUAAAGCCUCGGUUCUACGAUUUCUUCACCAGGAGCCUCAACCCCUUGCAGCACUACUGGCCCAUCAGGACCGAGGACAAGUGUCGAUCCCUCAAAUUCGCCGUGGACUGGGGCAAUAGCCACAAGCAAAAGGCACAAGAGAUAGGGAAGGCUUCAAGUGACUUCAUCCAAGAGCAAGUGAAGAUGAGCAAUGUAUACGAUUACAUGCUUCAUCUGAUGAAUGAAUACGCCAAGCUUCUCAGAUUCGAACCAGAGGUCCCAGAAGGAGCAGUGGAGGUCUGCUCCGAGCUCGUGGCUUGCCCUGCAGGUGGGACGGAGAGGGAGUUCAUGGUGGAGUCACUGACCAUGAGCCCAUCGGCUACAGGCCCAUGCACCAUGCCUCCACCAUACGAGCCCAAAUCGGUCGAUGCUAUGUGGAGGAAAAGUGCCAGUGCAAUCGGGAGGGUGGAAAGAUGGGAAAAUGAGUUCGGGCGAAAGUCUCCCAACAGAUCAGCUUAGUAGGGUACAUGUGCAUAAUCGUGUCGUAGCUACAAAGAGAAUUUGGCUGGAUAACUACAUACACUAGAAACCGAUAGCUUGGGAGCAAUGGCCAGUCCAAGUGGCAGCUGGAAGGAGGUAUUCAGCAGCUUGACUCCUGGUGCAGCUUUUAAUUGAUUUCUACUAUCAUUAUCGAGAUCAUGUUUAUAGUUUUUAGAGGCGGACUGUUCCCAUCUCAAUAUGGCUAAAAACACUCACUUUAUGGGCAACGAUC